This is a messenger RNA of Triticum aestivum (bread wheat), 2461 nucleotides long. RefSeq names its product ATP-dependent DNA helicase DDX11. Gene Ontology annotation, molecular function: ATP binding; DNA helicase activity; hydrolase activity, acting on acid anhydrides, in phosphorus-containing anhydrides. Gene Ontology annotation, cellular component: nucleus. The transcript is spliced from 7 exons. Lineage: Eukaryota; Viridiplantae; Streptophyta; Magnoliopsida; Poales; Poaceae. Bases 82 to 2286 code for a protein of 734 amino acids. Gene Ontology annotation, biological process: nucleobase-containing compound metabolic process; establishment of sister chromatid cohesion. The record is from RefSeq and is a predicted model, not a curated record.
UCAGUCAUUUUCGGGCGAAAGUCCCAAGGGCAGCGCGCGCGGGAAACCGCAAACCCACCGCACCAGCGCGCGCUCGACGAAAUGCCGCCGCCGCCGCGGCAGGACUUCCCGCCGUUCCCUUUCGUGCCGUACCCGAUCCAGACGGAGUUCAUGUCCAUCCUUUACAGCGCCCUCUCCUCCGGGCCCCGCGCCCUCGCCCUCCUCGAAAGCCCCACCGGCACCGGAAAGACCCUCAGCAUCAUCUGCAGUGCGCUCCAAUGGCUUCUUGACCACCGCGACGCCGCCUCGCUGGGCCACCCCGAACGGGCCAAUGGCUCCGCCCCCGCUGCUGUCGGCGGCGAAGACGACGAGCCCGACUGGAUGCGGGAUUUCACACUGCAGCCGCUGCCGCCUAAGAAGGACAUCAGGAAGAAGUCGGAGACUCACCCGUCCAGGAGGCAUGGAACGAAGAAAGUGGGGGGUUCGGAGAAAUCUGAGCGAAUUCGGGAGAAUGACGACGAGGAGGAAUUCUUGCUUGACGAGUACGAGAGCGAUGACGGGGAGGGGGGUUCGGAGAAAUCUGAGCGAAUUCGGGAGAAUGACGACGAGGAGGAAUUCUUGCUUGACGAGUACGAGAGCGAUGACGGGGAGGGCACAGGACGGCAGGCCGGGAAGCGGGCACAUUGUGGUGGUGCUAGUAGUAGUAGUAGUAGUGAGAGCGAGGAUGAUGAGGAUGAAGAGGAGGCCACUCCCAAGGUGUAUUUCACCAGCCGUACGCAUUCACAGCUCUCGCAGUUUGUCGGGGAGCUCAAAAGGACGAAUUUCUCAGGGAAGCUCAGGACAGUGUGCUUGGGAUCCAGAAAGAGCUUGCGUAUUAACAUGGAUGUUCAGAAGCCCGGGAGUGCAAACCGGAUCAACGAGAGGUGCUUGGAACUGCUAAAGAACAAGAAGAGCAGCAAAAUUAAGGUCGAGGGUGAUAACAAGAAGGGACGCCAAACAAAGGCCUCUUGUCGGUGCCCAAUGUUAGGAAACAGAAGUCUGCAGAAACAGUUCAGGAGUGAAGUGUCCGACCAUGGUCCAUUGGACAUUGAGGAUUUGGCACAACUUGGAAGGAAGAUUGGAACAUGUCCUUACUACGGUGCACGUGACAUGGUCCGCUCAGCUGACCUUGUAGUACUUCCUUACCAGUCUUUGUUGCUGAAGUCUGCUAGAGAAUUACUUGGCCUUAAUCUGAAGAACAGUGUUGUCAUCAUAGAUGAGGCUCACAACUUAGCAGACUCCCUUACUAGCAUGUACAACUCAAAGCUCGAAUCUUCUCAGGUUACAGAUGACGCACAUGCUGUUAUUCUGGCUGGUGGAACCCUCCAGCCUAUUGAAGAAAAAAGGUUGCGCCUGUUUCCAGGCUUAUUGCCUAGUGAUAUAAAAUUCUUCUCAUGCAACCAUAUUGUUCCCCCUGAGAGUAUUCUUCCUAUAGCUGUUACAUGUGGGCCUUCAGGCAAGAAAUUUGAUUUCAGCCACAGUUCAAGGAGCUCUCUUAACAUGAUCGAAGAGCUUGGACGUUUUCUUUGCAAUAUAGUGACAAUAGUACCAGAAGGAAUAGUAAUGUUUCUCUCUUCCUACGAAUAUGAAAAACAAGUUUAUGAUGCAUGGAUGGCUUCAGGCACAAUUUCUAAGAUUUCUAAGAAGAAACACGUGUUCAGAGAACCAAGAAGCAGUGUUGAUGUCGAGGUGAUACUCAACAAAUACAAGGAGGCAAUUCAAUCCUGCAGCAAAGGUUCAGGAGACACUAGUGUUAACGGGGCACUUUUAUUGGCUGUUGUCGGUGGGAAGAUCUCUGAAGGUAUAAACUUCAGUGAUGGCAUGGGUCGUUGUGUUCUGAUGGUUGGAUUGCUUUAUCCAAGUCCAGAUGAUAUUGAACUGAUGGAGACAAUAAAACACAUUGGAAACUAUUCUACCUCAUCUGUGAUUGGAGAUGAUAAGCCCUUCAACGGAAACGAUGAAUGCAAGCUUGAGCCUGGCUUUGAUGUACUAAGGAAGAGUGGUAAAAGUGGCCGAGAGUACUAUGAGAACUUGUGCAUGAAAGCUGUGAAUCAGUCUAUCGGUAGAGCAAUCAGGCAUGUAAAUGACUAUGCUGCAAUGCUGUUGGUUGACUCACGUUAUGCACACACCUCAUCAAGCAGGGGUUUCUCUUGCCCCGUUGAAAAGCUACCCCAGUGGAUCAAGACACGACUCACUUGCGGUCAAAACUAUGGGGAAGUUCAUAGAUUGUUGCUUCAGUUUUUCAAAAUCAACAAACAAAUACAUUGAAAUAUUACAGAUGUUGCCACAUUUAAUUAAGCCAAGCCCGUACAGGCUUGCACAAACGUAAUGCAUUUUUGUUUGGCUGAUAUCAGUGCAAUGCGCAUAUGUGUAGCUACCUACUGAUGGCCAACUGUUCGAAGGUACUGUUAGCACUUGAAAUCCCAUGUUAUCGGUGGCUGAU